This is a messenger RNA of Aspergillus costaricaensis CBS 115574, 791 nucleotides long. RefSeq lists its product as uncharacterized. The record is from RefSeq and is a predicted model, not a curated record. Lineage: Eukaryota; Fungi; Ascomycota; Eurotiomycetes; Eurotiales; Aspergillaceae. The transcript has a single exon. Bases 372 to 614 code for a protein of 80 amino acids.
CCGCAAGUUUGAUUCUUCAUGGGAUCUGUAAUGCGAAUGGACAAGUCAUUCAGCAUGGCUUAACUUUAACCCUCGUCUAACGGGGGAAUUUUCCUAUCGGUAGAUCAUAUUUCAUGCACAAGUACAUAGCCAUAUUACUGCGAAAAGUAGAUGAUUAAUGAUAACGAAUGUAGGUAGGCCAGCUAGAUAAUGCAUAGAUAGAUGUUGGUAUCCCCCAACUGGCGUAUCCCGGAUACGACCCCCAUUUUUCUCAAUCAAAUCCUCCUCUAUUACCAUAGUUUAACAAGAUAAAACUCUCCACCCAGUCGAUCGUCGCACGUUUCUCGUCUCAUCGUGACUGGGGAUUCUGCGACGCAACACAACGCAACGCUAUGCAGAAUAGGCUGACUGAACACGCGCACACACACAGCAUUAUAAAGAAAACGGUGACGAGAGCGCAGCCCCACAGCGUUGACAAUAACAAAAGCAUAUAUCUAGCAAGAGAUUUGGCGAACCGGCCAGGCCAAAAUCGAAUCGAACUGAGCAUGCAUCAAACAGGAAUGAAAAUCGAACGACGGUUGAGGCAGACGUCCCGCGACUGCUGCCUCUUGCUAUCCCAGAGUGGAUGGGUUUAACCCUUGAUGCUGGAGUAUCCUGAAUCCGGCAGGGUUGGGUCUCGAGCGUUGUUUCCGUUGCAUCUCAAUGAGUGUCGGGAACAGGUGUAGCCGACCAGGACGAUUUUUUCCUGCACCACAUGGCCACGCUGGCCGUAUGCUUCACACGGGUCUACCGCGUGCUGAAAGUAAAGACAU